AUGGCAGCCUCCAUGGAUUCUGACGAAGAGGAUUCGUUUGUCUCUCUAGGCAAUGCUUUAGAACAAAUCAGCGAAGAUGAGCCAAGAAAGAAACCAGUUUUUGCUCAGGAGCAACAAGCCAAGGAUAGCAGAGGACGACCAAGGUUCCAUGGAGCCUUUACUGGAGGGUUUUCAGCAGGACACUUCAACUCUGUGGGAUCCAAGGAGGGUUUCAGACCAUCAACCUUUGUGUCCUCUCGUAGCAAGAAGUGUGAGAAUGAAGACCAGGGACAAAGACCAGAGGACUUUAUGGAUGAUGAGGACUUUGGGGAGUAUGGUAUAGCCCCACGGAAGUUGGUGACUGCAGGGAAGUUUGGAUCACAGGAACGCAGAAAACGACAGUUAGAUGAGGUUAAAAACAUGACUUCAGGAACACUGUUUAGUGGGGAACCUGCCCUAGCUGAUAUUAUAACACCAGAAAGGUUGACUAUUGGUGUUAGGCUUUUGAGAAAACUUGGUUGGAAGGAAGGACAAGGGCUUGGACCUCGUGAACGGAGACAAAAAAAAAGGACAGUUCGCUCAAAACAUGUGUUCAAUAUUGGUAAGAAGUCCUAUGGCUGUGCUAAACCUCCUGAUUCCUCAAACACUGAUAAGAAGACGUAUGGGUGUGCCCCACCUCCUGGUUCAUCUGCUGGUAUAAACAGUGGUUCUGAAGAAAGUGAGGAUGAUUUUCUAGAAGAUGUGACAUUUGCCCCAAAGGAUACCACACCUAUUUCAUUUGUUGCUAAGGACAAUGAACAUGGCCUUGGUUACAGUGGCCUUGACCCUAGGGUGGCCUUGCCCUCUACACACAUCAAUCUGACUGAUCCCCAGUCAACAUCCAGAAGGAAAUUUAUGAGAGGACAAGCAUUUGGGGUUGGUGCCCUAGAGGAGGAGGAUGAUGACAUCUAUGCCACUGAUCAUCUUUCAAACUAUGACAUCACCAUGGAGAUUGACGAGGGCAAGGAAGAGCUGUAUGGGUGGACAGCUCCAGGAAGGAACAAGGGAGGAGGAACCCAGGCACCAUCUGUAGGUUACAUAGGAAAGAUCUUAGAAGGUUUCACACUGUCCACCAAAAAGUUGAAAGCCAAGAGAGGUUUUGGUCCUCCAAACAUUCCAAAGGACUUCCGACCAGUACACAAGUUUCUCCAGACACCACAAUCUGUCAAUGAAUACCUUUGUCUAGCCCCGUCAGGUUCAGAAGGACAACGUGACAGACAGAAAACAAAGAUGGACGCUGUCACCAGGGCGCUGACACUAGGCGAAUCUCCUCUCACUGGUUCAGUGUUUGAUCUGAUUUCUACAAAGGAUAAAACCAAGCUGGAUGCCAUGAAAUCCACUCAACAAGGUCCUGACAAAGACACUACUGGAGUUAUGCCCCCUGAUAGUGUUACAGAUGAGACUGCUAAAACCAGCUUCUCUAGCCAAUCAGGUCCACUAAAAAAUCCACAUAGCGAUUCUGUAAGAUUGAGCCAGAGUGAGGCUAAAGCAACAGCAGGUGAACCUAAGGACCAAACAAGGUCACAAGCACCAUUGUUUCAGGGAGGAAGUAUUGGUUUUAAGCCUUUUUCUAAAGAUCCAGCCAAACAGGAACGCUAUGACAAAUUUAUUGCUUUGAAAAAACAGGGAAAUCAAGAUGCAUAUGAGGAGGUGACAAGUGGUCAUAUGACAGAAUGGGAUCGAGGUCAGGAGAAAGAAGAGUUUCUUCGAGCAUCAAAGCUGUACAAACCUCUUCCAGGAAUGAUGGCAUCACGAUUUACUACAGCCAAGUACGAUGACAGCACAGACACAGUGGAUGUUCCGAGGGAUGAAGGAGGAGACAAAACUGACCAAAUGAAGGCAGCAGAGAUGAAGAUGUAUGGACAGCUGACCCAUGAAGAAUUUGAAUGGCAUCCACACAAAUUGUUGUGUUGGAGAUUCAAUGUCCCCAACCCUUAUAAUGGAUCAUCCAUUGUGGGACUACCCACAGUAAAGAGGGACAAGUACUCUGUGUUUACAUUCCUGAACUUCUCACAUGAAGGAGAGUCUCAAAACCAGCAGGAAAUGAAGGCUUUGCCUGCUCCUUCUGUUCCUGAUUCACCCACUGAAUCCAAGCCACUGACCUUUGACAUCAAGAAUCGCUCAAAGAUGUCUGCUCCUUUAAAAUCUGUGUUCAGUGAUCUGAUGGAGAAACCGCCCAUAGCACAGAAACCCUCUACACCGGAAUCACAGGAAUCACCUGCAGAUACCUCACAAAACACACAACAGACAGAAAAGCCAGCUGUGGAUUUAUUUGGUGCAAUAUUUGGUAAUACAGACUCUGAGGACAGCUCCGAGGAAGAUGAGGAGGAAAUGGACAAGGGGCUAAAUGAGACUAAUCCAUCACACACUGAGCUGACUUCUACUGAUCCUACAGUACUAAAAUCAGAUGAUGUAUCUAAACCACAAACACAUAUAGAAGUUGGAUCUACAAAUUCAGCUGGGAGCCCAGAGGAGACAGAGCUACAAGAGAGGCUGGCUUCUUCUCCACAGACCCUUCCUGAGGAUGAGGAUGAGCAGUAUGGACCAGCACUACCGCCUCCUGGUGCUCCAUGUCCGGUUAGUACAACUUCUACCUCAGCGUACAUUGAUUUAACCUCAACAUCUAGUCAUAAACAAAAACAUAAGGACAGACACAAAGAGAGACAUAAGGACAGACACAAAGACAGACACAAGGACAGACACAGACACAAGAAAGAGAAAAAGGCAAAACAUAAGAAAGACAAGCACAGAGACAAGAAGAAAAGUAAGAAGCACCGGAGACGCAGUGAUACCAGCAGCUCUGAUUCUAGUGACAUUGACGAGGAUAAACAGCUGAUUCACAAGUUGAAGGCUGUGAAGCAGCAGGGACUUCUUCCGACAUCAGACUUUCUAUAACAACACCACUGCUCUUCCAAGCAAACAGGUCGCUGUGAUAAAUAUACAACUCUCACAACUUUAUAUAAUUGUAAAUAAAUAAGUUGUUAAUACCUGUUAAA
Messenger RNA from Ylistrum balloti, 3014 nucleotides. RefSeq names its product G patch domain-containing protein 1-like. Gene Ontology annotation, molecular function: RNA binding. The transcript has 19 exons. Gene Ontology annotation, cellular component: nucleus. The record is from RefSeq and is a predicted model, not a curated record. Lineage: Eukaryota; Metazoa; Mollusca; Bivalvia; Pectinida; Pectinidae. Gene Ontology annotation, biological process: mRNA processing. Bases 1 to 2913 code for a protein of 970 amino acids.